GCGGCUCCGCGGGCGCCGAUUGCCUUCUCUCCUGCAGAGCUGGGAGCCGGGCACCCUGGGGGCCAUGCAGAAGGCCGGGGCACGGGGCCGCAGGGCGUCUGACUGCGGGCCAGCCCCUCUCCAGCCCAGGUGCAUCACCAAGUUUGCCCAGUACGUGGGCUCCUUCCCUGUGGACGACCUGGACACACAGGAGAGCGUGUGGCUGGUGCAGCGACAGCUGUGGGCACUGAAGGACUGUCCCCGACGCCGGGCUGUCAUCCUGAAAUUCAACCUUCAGGGACUCAAGAUCUACAGUGGGGAGGGUGAGGUGCUCCUGAUGGCGCAUGCCCUGAGGCGCGUGCUCUACUCCACCUGGUGCCCUGCUGACUGCCAGUUUGCCUUCAUCGCCCGCAACCCACGGAGCCCGGCCAGCAAGCUCUUCUGCCACCUGUUUGUGGGCAGCCAGCCUGGAGAGGUCCAAAUCCUGCACCUGCUACUCUGCCGCUCCUUCCAGCUUGCUUACCUCUUGCAGCACCCUGAGGAGAGAGCACAGCCCAAGCCCUGCCCAGGGCCUUCAGGGGACAUGCCCCAGAAGCCACUACCCAGCUCUGGAGGACCCUCUGGCCUGGUGCGGGAGCCCUUCGGCCGUGACCAGCUCUCACAGAAUGUCCAUGCGCUGGUCUCCUUCCGGCGGCUGCCAGCAGAGGGGCCAGUGGGCAGUGGGAAGGAGCUAUCAGAUUUAGAAGGCCGCGGGGGCCCCCGCCAUGUCCGCCUGGGGAAUCCCUACUGCUCACCCACAUUGGUGCGCAAGAAGGCCAUUCGCAGCAAGGUGAUCCGCUCGGGGGCCUACCGAGGCUGCACCUACGAGACUCAGCUGCAGCUGUCGGCUCGGGAGGCCUUUCCUGCUGCAUGGGAGGCAUGGCCCCGGGGGCCUGGUGGCCCCUCAUGCCUGGUGGAGAGCGACGGCAGCCUGACAGAGAACAUCUGGGCCUUUGCUGGCAUCUCCAGGCACUGUGCCCUCGCCCUGCUGCGGAGAGACGUGCUCGGGGCCUUCCUGCUGUGGCCUGACCCGGGCACCAGCGGCCAGUGGUGCUUGUCGGUGCGCACGCAGUGCGGCGUGGUGCCCCACCAGGUCUUCCGGAACCACCUGGGCCGCUACUGCUUGGAGCACCUGCCAGCAGAGUUCCCCAGCCUGGAGGCCCUGGUGGAGAACCACGCUGUGACGGAGCGCAGCCUCUUCUGCCCCCUCGACAUGGGCCGCCUGAACCCCACCUAUGAGGAGCAGGACUGCCGGCCCGAGGGCAGGCUGCCCCGGACUCUCUGGCCCCUCAGCCAUGCCAAGUCCGAGGCAGAACUGCAGGGCCUGGGCUAGGAGGCGGGUCCCCACUCCCCAGACCCCAGCUUACCCUGGCCCUGGCCUCAGCAGCCUCUGCCCAUCUUGCACCCCACUGGUCACCAGUUCGAUCUAGUCACCUUGCCCCUUGGACCAGUCUUCCAUUGCUUCACUGCGUGUGGGAGGGGAGCCCUGAGAUUGGGGAUUGCCAGUGGCUUCUUGCAGGGCAUGUGGCCCCCCCAGAUUCCAGGAGGGGCAGGCGAAGCUCCAGGCUUCCGAUAACUUGCUGGGUGACUUCGGAUGCUUGUCAUUUCUGGGCUUCCACUUUACUCCUAAGGUGGGAGCUUGUU
Messenger RNA from Lemur catta (Ring-tailed lemur), 1662 nucleotides. It is a transcript of the gene SH2D5, whose product is annotated as SH2 domain containing 5. The transcript has 10 exons. The record is from RefSeq and is a predicted model, not a curated record. NCBI's taxonomy places the organism in Eukaryota, Metazoa, Chordata, Mammalia, Primates, Lemuridae. Gene Ontology annotation, cellular component: postsynaptic density. Bases 65 to 1351 code for a protein of 428 amino acids.